UUCAGUUUGAAUGCAAAGGAAUAAAAUAAAAUACUGGAUCUACGAAGAUAGAUCUGUAAAAUGUGUAUUCUCAACAAAAGAUAUUCGAUGUAAAAGAUCUGUCAUUAAAAAAUUUAUGCCACGAAAUAUAUAUUCAUAUUUAAUUAAUUUUCUUGCUUUCUGUAUCUAAAGGCUUUUUGAUUGUCGGGUUUUGAUUGUACUAAUGCUUUGCAAUAUUCGACUCUUGAAUCUACAUCAUUUCCAGACAUUUAUUAGUAGUCUGUGGUCUCUAGCAUGUGUUUUGUAAACAAAUAGCGAAUGACACCUGUUAAGUGUUUAUUGAAAUAUUACUCCCGAAUAAUAUCUUAAAACGUUCUUUACAUUGAACAUAUUAACAGAUUUUUGGUGGUUUGAAUUGAGAAAACACAAAAAUGCCUUUGCCAGCUGCCUUAGCGGCACGUCUUGCGAAAAGAGGAUUAAUUUCUGGAUCUGAAAAGCAUGAAUCUGCAAAGAAAGAAACGAAGAAAAAGGUACACGAAGAAGUAAUAGCUGAAGAUUAUGAUAAUACAAAAGAAGAAAUUAAUCAGAUUGAUAUAUCACAAAAAUUUAUGGGUUACAGUGGUUGUCCUAAUAAAUACAACAUUUAUCACGAAUGUACAAAGAAAUGUAAAGAAUUAUGGGGAUUAGGACAUGUACAACCUUCGGACAAGUAUUUAAAACGACAAAUGAAAUUAAUUCAGAAAUAUCCUUUGCCAGAUACUUGGAAAGCAGUUUAUGAUCCUGGAUGUGGACAACAUUAUUAUUGGGAUUGGUCAUCUGACUUGGUAUCUUGGUUACCACCAGGUCAUCCCAAAUGUCAGAUAUCACAACCAGCACCCCAGUUACGUGAAGAAUUGCAUUUAAAGGCAGGUGAUCAAGAUGAUAACAUGUCAAGUGAUGACAGUGCUAGUGAUCAAGAACAAAUGGAGGUAGAUGAAAGUGACGUUAGGAAAGAUAGAAAGAUUGAAAAUCGUACAAGAUAUAAAGGACCAGACAAUAAAAGAGUUCAAAGAUCUGAUAGAAGUGAUGCUAAAGACAAAAAAGAUCGUACAUUGGAUCCUAUGGAUCCAGCAUCUUAUAGUGAUAUUCCCAGAGGAAAAUGGUCAGAUGGAUUGGCUAGACAUAAUGAAGCCAAGACUGGUGCUGAUACAACCGCAUCAGGGCCUCUCUAUCAAAUGAGGCCAUAUCCCAGUCCGGGUGCGGUGCUGCGUUCAAAUAGAGUUAACAAAACAGAAUCAGACUCGGCAAAUAAACCGAAGGUUGCGUUUCCCGAAAAACCGGAAUAAAUGUACACUAUUAUUCCAAUGUAUUACGUGUGAAAAGAUUAAUUGAAAAUUUAUUAAUAUAAAUUAGCGAACAAAUAUCUUUUUUAUAUUUCCUUAUUGUGGAAAUUUUCUUAUUAAAAAUUUUAUGAUAGCAUACUUGAAUUGAUGCAUACGGGAUAGAUUUGUUUUAAUAUUUUUGCUUAAAAAUUUUCUUAUUGCAAAUUGAUCUUAUAUUCAUUCAAUGAAUAAGAAAUCUUAAGAUGAAUCUCACACACAAAAUUGUAUUGAGAAAAUACUGCUUGAUAUUAAUGAUUUGCUAAAAAGAGACGAGAAUGAAUUUUUAGCAUAAAAUAUUUUAUUUUUUAUUCAUCGCCUCGGUAUAUUUUAAUAGAAUCAUAGAAAUCAUUUUGAUUCGUUCGUACUGGUUAGAUUGUAAUUGUGAAUAAUUUAAUAA
Molecule: messenger RNA, 1737 nt
Organism: Cataglyphis hispanica
Lineage: Eukaryota; Metazoa; Arthropoda; Insecta; Hymenoptera; Formicidae
Gene: PQBP1
Product: polyglutamine-binding protein 1
Exons: 7
Coding region: 411-1304 (297 amino acids)
Molecular function (GO): protein binding
Source: RefSeq, a predicted model, not a curated record